Messenger RNA from Racocetra fulgida, 675 nucleotides. The record is from the annotation of a GenBank genome assembly. NCBI's taxonomy places the organism in Eukaryota, Fungi, Glomeromycota, Glomeromycetes, Diversisporales, Gigasporaceae.
GAUUUAAAAAUGUCAUCUACUACUUGCGUUGCAGAAUCCUCAUCAUCUCCUACUAUUACCGUUACUGCAUCCGCUUCCACAAAUGUCCCUAUUGCCAUAACUAUUCCUCCUGAAAUUUUCAUCAAAAUAUGUGAACAUUUACCACCUUUUGAUCUUUUGUCGUUGACUGGUGUUUGUAAAAGGUUUCGUGGCUUCUUAUGUUCUCCAGAAUCUUUAAUAACACAAGAUAUCUGGCGUACUUCAAGAAUUUGUUUCUUACCUGGCCUUCAAUUACCACCUCCCGAUGGAAUGCAUAAUAAUCAAAUUCUUUUUUGGACUUCUGAUUUAACAUCAUCAUUUAGAGAAUUUGAAGUAAUCAGUGGCAACAAUUACAUGAAAUGGGUUGCUGACCGAAAAGAAAAGCGUAUCCGUAUAAUGGAUGAUGCCGCUCAGCGUGAUCAAGCGGCUGCUGCUGCUGAAGAAGAAAGCAACAAACUAUUAGGUUCUGCUACGGCUGAUACCACAACUAAUAUUCCAACAGUCAGCGCUUUAGGUGUUGAUGUUGAUCCAAGACAAUUUGCACUUUCACAAAUUCGUAUCACUGGCACAAGGUCGAGUGUUUCUUCAGCGGUGUCAGCGUUGCAACAUUUUGGUCAUAUUGAUACUCUUGACAUUAUGAUAAUGGAUUCUCCUUAA